This is a messenger RNA of Scutellospora calospora, 1086 nucleotides long. NCBI's taxonomy places the organism in Eukaryota, Fungi, Glomeromycota, Glomeromycetes, Diversisporales, Gigasporaceae. The record is from the annotation of a GenBank genome assembly.
AUGACAAAAAGUUGGUCAACCUUUUCUCGUAAUUAUACAAAGUUACUUGAAGACGCUGACGGUCAUGACUUAGUUAUAAAUGUCGGUCAAGAACCUGUAAUAAAACCUUUUAAAGCUCAUUCUGUUAUAUUACGAGCACAUUCCCCUUAUUUUCGUCGAGCUUUGUCAAAGGAAUGGGCAAAAGAAGAAGACGGAAAAACCGUCUUUUACAAGCCUAAUGUAUCGCCUCCUAUUUUUGAAAUAAUUCUCAAAUAUAUGUAUUCUGGAAUUAUAAUUAUCGAAGAUCAAGAUGGUGAAUUUAUUUUGAACCUCUUAACUGCUGCUGAUGAAUUAAUUUUACCUGAAUUUAUUGACGAAGUACAAGAAUUUCUUGUUGCAAAACGUAUUUCUUGGAUGCAAGAAAAUUUUUAUCACCUUUUAGAUUUCUCUUUUAGUCAUGAUACUUAUAAAUUAUUACAAGAUUAUUGUCUAGAAACUAUAUCAGAAUGUAUACCUCUUAUUAGGUUCACUCUCAUGACUCAUGAACAAUUUCGUGAAAAAGUUUGGCCUUUUAAAGAUAUUCUCCCACGUAAAGUGUGUGAUGAUGUGUUAUGGCAUUUUUUAAUGCCUGAUAUACAUCCAAGUCAAUUCCUUCCAAGAUUAAAAACUAUUGACUCUAAACUCAUCACUUUGAAACAUGCCUCUUUGAUUGCAACUUGGAUUGACCGUAAAGAAGGCAAGCCUUACAAACAUACCGAUAUUCCUCAUGACUUUACUUUACUUAUGCGUGGUUCACGUGACGGAUAUUCUCAACAGACCCUUCAUCAACGAUGCGGCGGUCAGGCUAAAACAAUCAUGUUAAUGAAAAUAAAAUCCACAGAAGAAAUUUUUGGAAUGUAUAUCUCUAGUAUUUGGAGUAAUACUACUAGUUCAAGAUCUCAUGAUAGUUUUAUGUUUUCUUUUGGUGAAGGAAGAGAUACUAAAGAGCCGGUUCUUAGUCGUGUACGUGCCGCUGGUUACGAUCUUGCUUUAAGUAGAGGUCAAGAGAGAGGAAUGGACGAAUUAGAAAUGUUUAAAAUUUCUACUAAACCCGUUUUCAUGUUAUGA